AUCACGCCCCCCACAAAAGAACCCCUAUGGCGCAAUCAAACCCAAGACCAACAACUAAUCAUCCUAGCAAUGGAAGCACUCAACAGGGGGCAGAAGCAUAUCACAAAAAAACACAUAACAAGAAAAAAACCCAUCGCUAA
This is a messenger RNA of Funneliformis caledonium, 140 nucleotides long. NCBI's taxonomy places the organism in Eukaryota, Fungi, Glomeromycota, Glomeromycetes, Glomerales, Glomeraceae. The record is from the annotation of a GenBank genome assembly.